Messenger RNA from Vicia villosa (hairy vetch), 536 nucleotides. Its product is annotated as H/ACA ribonucleoprotein complex subunit 3-like protein. Gene Ontology annotation, biological process: positive regulation of telomerase RNA localization to Cajal body; snRNA pseudouridine synthesis; rRNA pseudouridine synthesis. Gene Ontology annotation, cellular component: box H/ACA telomerase RNP complex; box H/ACA snoRNP complex. NCBI's taxonomy places the organism in Eukaryota, Viridiplantae, Streptophyta, Magnoliopsida, Fabales, Fabaceae. The transcript has 4 exons. Gene Ontology annotation, molecular function: telomerase RNA binding; box H/ACA snoRNA binding. Bases 104 to 298 code for a protein of 64 amino acids. The record is from RefSeq and is a predicted model, not a curated record.
ACAAAACCAAAACCCUAAACCCUUCUUUUCCACGCCUCCUCCAUCUUAGGGUUUCUUUCUUCUGUUUUUCAACAAGUAACUUGUUUUCAGUUUUCAGUGAAUCAUGUAUCUUCAGUUUUACAUCAACGAUAACGGUGACAAAGUCUACACUACAAAGAAAGAGUCACCGGUUGGGUUAGCUACUCAAUCUGCUCAUCCUGCCCGGUUUUCUCCUGAUGACAAAUUUUCAAGGCAGAGAAUUCUUUUGAAAAAGCGAUUUGGACUGUUACCAACCCAGCAUCCAGCUCGAAAAUAUUGAUCAAUGUUCAAGCUUUAGCUAUUACAAUGAUGCAUUCAGUGCUUAUCAGUGUUGUGAUCUAUAGCUUGUGUGAAGUAGUUUAGUCAUUUAUGAUUCUGUUUUGAAUCAAUUUAAUCAAAAUCUUGCCCAAAUGUUAAGACUGAAGUCAAGUGGCAAAUAUUGAAGUACUGUGGAAUGAAUGAUUUAAUAUUAAUGAUUGCAAUCUAUAUGCUUUCCCCUGUUGGUUCUUUAUUUUUUA